Molecule: messenger RNA, 1752 nt
Organism: Charadrius vociferus (killdeer)
Lineage: Eukaryota; Metazoa; Chordata; Aves; Charadriiformes; Charadriidae
Gene: ENTREP1
Product: family with sequence similarity 189, member A2
Exons: 12
Cellular component (GO): membrane
Source: RefSeq, a predicted model, not a curated record
AUGCGCAGUUCCCUGUUGCUGAUCGAGACCACCGCAACACGGGUCAUAGGGGAAGGUCGCGACCAAUCGCGAGCGACGCAAGUCCCCGGGGGGCGGGGACUCGCCUAUAAAAGGCACAAACACGCGGCGCGUCGUGUCCGGCCACCGCGGGAGGGGAUUCGGGAGCGACCGGCGAGCCUCGCCGCUGGAUCCAGGGGAGAUGACUAUGUGGAAAAUGUCCACCGUCCCAACUGGAACAAAACUUUCGGUCAAAAUGAUACCUUUUUUGCGUAUUAUAACACAACUGAUAAAGAUUACUGGGGACGGAACAUUUGUAAUGCAUCGCACCCGGAGAUGAAUUUUACUCUAAGUGAAGAGCGAGUAGGACAGAUCCGGAGUGUUCAGGAGGGAAAUGUAAUCUUAGCUGGAAUUUUAGGCUUAAUGACAUGGAGGAAGCCGAGUACAAUUUUGGCUAACCUAUUUGUUCUGCUGUCUGUCAUCUGUGUUCUGCUGAACCUGGCUGGAUUUAUAUUAGGACGUCAAGGCAUUCAGUUUGUGUCCAGCGUGCCCAAAUGCGAUUUGGUGGAUAUAGAUGAAAACAAGACUUGUUUGUGCUGUGGAGACUUGGAUCUCGCUAAAUGCACAGAAGAAGAGGCUGCGCUGAAGCUAUACCACCUGAAGUCCUGCAGUGCUUCUCACCUUCUUCUCAAGAAAGUUCUCUUUGCUCUUUGUGCCCUGGAUGCUCUCACUGCCACCAUUUGCUUGGUAGCGGCUGCCCUGCAUUACUUACAGAUUUUUGCAACAAGAAGAUCUUGCAUAGGUGAAUCUCAGAUGGAAGACCAAGGUCACGUUUUUGAUCCUGAUGAUUUUGUCUUGCCUGCGCUGCCUCCCUCCUAUUUGGCAACUUCUUAUACUCAACAAACAAGUUGCAGGAUGCUUGGCUCUGAUGUGAUUCCAUUUCCCUGUGUUUACAGGGUGCAAAUAACAGAUGCUGAAGUUUUCUGCCCUCUGUACCCACCACCUCCUUACGAAACUGUGUGGAACCCGAAUAGUUCUGAGCAGGAAGAUCCACUACAAAGAAAUGUUGUGGAAGUUGUUGAUUCAGGGGAAGUGAGUGACAGGCAGGCAUCUCCAGGUGAAGAAAUUCCUGAGUCUUCCAGCAGAGUGAGCCUUUCACCUUCAAACGCAAGCCCUCUGCCUGCAGAAGGAGCAUGCAGGACAGCCUUCAAUCCUUUGAGGAAACGGUCUAAAAGUGACCCUGUGCUGCACAGCUGGUUGCUUCAAGGGGCAGGACUCAGCUGUGGAACUGCAAAGAAGACUGAAGUAAAACCACAACUCUGCGCAGUCACCUUGUGGAAGUGUUCGAGAGCAAGAGCUUUGAGGGGAAGACACCUGCCUUUGACAGACUACAAGUCUUGCACAGACACUAAACGGCCUGCAGCAUGGACCCGAGAGCCAUCCUCCUGCAGUGUGAGCCCCGACGUACACAAAUUAGUGGAAAAUAUCGAGUCUGUUUUAAAAUCAGAUGAGAAACAUAUGGCAGAAGCUAUGACCAGUGCCACCUUACCUGACCAGGUGAUGACACCUGCCCAGCAAGCCAUGUCAUCGAACGCCCAUUUGUUACCUUCCAGACAACAUCCUGGAUUGCUGCACCGGGAGACCUGUGGUGACCUGAGUACAUAGAUGAAGAUCAGCUAGCAGAGGAGGAUCCAGAGAGCAGGGCACAAACAGCCUCAUAGUCUCAUUGGCGUUGUCAGGGGAACUGUACUUUGA